GCCUCCCACCCGCCCCGCCCCGUCGUCGCCCGAUGCCGGCCCGGGAGCGGCCGAGCGAGGCAGCAGCGGCGGUCGGAGCGGUGAGGCUCGACUCGAACGGACGGACCCGCAGCAGGCCGAGGCUGGAUGAAGACUUCGGAGUCCUUCACUGAGAACAUCCAUUUGCUCCUUUGAUCGUGGACUUUCCUGCUUUGCACCAUGUUCCACUUAAUCAAGAAGGACCGAGACGGGUCCAGGAGGGAGAAGAAGAAGGAGAAGGAGAAGAAGGAACGCAUGUCGGCCGCCGAGCUGAAGAGCCUGGAGGAGAUGAGUCUGCGCCGAGGCUUCUUCAACCUCAACCGGGCUUCCAAGAAGGACGGCAAGAACCGCCUGGAGAUCUCCAACCCCAUCCCCAUCAAAGUGGCCAGCGGCUCGGACCUCCACCUCACUGACAUCGACUCAGACAGCAACCGGGGAAGCAUGAUCUUGGACUCGGGCCACCUCAGCACAGCCAGCUCCAGCGAUGACCUCAAAGUGGACGACGGCAACUUCAAAGGCUCGGUGCUCCAGCGAGCUGCCAAGUUCGGCUCGUUGGCCAAGCAGAACUCGCAGAUGAUCGUCAAGAGGUUCUCCUUCUCCCAGAAGAGCCGCGACGACAGCGCCUCGGAGACCUCCACGCCCUCUGAGCAUUCGGCGGCGCCUUCCCCGCAGGUCGAGACGCGAACCCUGGAGAUGCAGCUGUCGAAACACGGCGCUGGGACGCUUCCCGGCGCCCCGUUGGCGUCCGCCUUGCGCACCCGGCUGCCCGAAUUGGUGAGCAAGAGGUUCCCCGCGGAGCUGAAGCUCCCCGUGGUGGUCCCUCCGCAGCCCCCUGUGCCCCGCCAGCUGGAGCUGCAACGGCGCAACACGGGAGACUUCGGCUUCUCGUUGCGUCGUACCACCAUGUUGGACAGGGCGGCCGAUGGGCAGGUAUAUCGGCGAGUGGUGCAUUUUGCCGAGCCGGGUGCCGGAACCAAGGAUCUGGCUUUGGGCUUGGUGCCGGGUGACCGGCUGGUGGAGAUCAACGGGCGCAACGUGGAAAAUAUAUCCCGGGAUGAGAUCGUGGAGAUGAUCCGGCAGUCGGGCGAGACGGUGCGGCUAAAGGUGCAGCCGAUUUUGGAACUGAGCGAGCUGAGCCGCUGUUGGCUGAAGAACGGCGAGCGAGCCCAAGGAGCAGCCUUUGAUGCCAAGACGGAGGAACAGAUUGCUGCCGAAGAGGCCUGGUACGAGACGGAGAAGGUGUGGCUGGUUCACAGAGAUGGCUUCUCCCUGGCGAGCCAGCUGAAGAGUGAUGCUGCCAGCCUCUUACCAGAGGGAAAAGUCAAAGUGAAACUGGACGAUGAUGGGGCCAUUCUGGAAGUGGACGAAGAUGAUAUUGAAAAGGCCAACCCUCCAUCGUGCGACCGGUUGGAGGAGCUGGCCAACCUGGUCUACCUCAACGAGUCCAGUGCCCUUCACACCCUCCGCCAGCGCUAUGGCGGCAACCUCAUUCACACCUACGCCGGCCCCAACCUGGUCAUCAUCAACCCUCUCAGCUCCCCAUCCAUGUACUCCGAGAAGGUGAUGCACAUGUUCAAGGGGUGUCGGAAGGAGGACACCUCCCCGCACGUUUACGCCAUGGCGCAGGCGGCCUACCGGGCCAUGCUGAUGAGCCGCCAAGACCAGUCCAUCGUCUUCCUGGGCAGCAGCGGCAGCGGGAAGAGCACCAACUGCCAGCACCUGGUCCAGUACCUGGCCACCAUCGCCGGGAGCUCCGGGAAGGUCUUCUCAGUGGAGAAGUGGCAGGCCCUUUAUACCAUCCUGGAAGCCUUCGGGAACAGCAGCACCAGCCUCAACAGCAAUGCCACGCGAUUCUCCCAAAUUAUCUCGCUGGACUUCGACCAGGCCGGGCAGGUGGCAUCGGCUUCCGUACAGACCAUGUUGCUGGAGAAGCUCAGGGUGGCGAAACGUCCCUCCAACGAGGCUACCUUCAACGUGUUCUACUAUCUCCUGGCCUGCCCGGACAACGCCUUACGGACGGAGCUUCACUUCAACCACCUGGCUGAGAACAACGUCUUUGGCAUCAUACCUCUGUCCAAGCCGGAGGAGAAGCAGAAAGCAGCUCAGCAGUUCAGCAAACUGCAAGCGGCCAUGAAGGUGAUGGGCAUCUCCGGCGAGGAGCAGAAGGCCUUCUGGCUCAUCCUGGGCGCCAUUUGCCAUCUGGGGGCGGCUGGAGCCACCAAAGCCGGGAGGAAGCAGUUUGCCCGACAUGAGUGGGCCCAGAAAGCCGCCUACCUUCUGGGCUGCACCCUGGAGGAGCUCUCCUCGGCCAUCUUCAAGCACCAGCCCAAGGGCUCCCUGCAGAGGUCCACCUCCUUCCGCCAGGGGCCCGAGGAGGCGGGGCUGGCCGACGGCUCAGGUCCCAAAACCUCUGCCUUGGAGUGCUUGGAAGCCCUGACCUCCGGCUUGUACUCGGAGCUUUUCACUCUCCUCAUCUGCCUACUCAACAGGGCCCUGAAGUCCAGCCAGCGGUCCUUGUGCUCCAUGAUGAUCGUGGACACGCCCGGCCUGCAGAACCCCGAGAUGGCCGGACAGAGCCGGGGGGCCACCUUUGAGGAGCUGUGCCACAACUACGCCCAGGAGAGGCUGCAGGGGCUGUUUCACGAACGCACCUUCGUGCAGGAGCUGGAGCGAUACAAGGAGGAGAACGUAGACCUCUCCUUAGACGCCUUGGAGCCCAGUGUCUCGGGCUCUGUGGCCACAAUGGACGAAGCGUCCCACCAGGCACUGGUAAGCUGCAUGGGGAACGGGGUUCAAGGCCCCCAACUCUCCCUCCUCUUCCCUCUCUUCCCCCCACCCCCCGCACUGGCCUCCAACCCGCUUCUCCGGAGCAAUAAAGCUGGGCAUUUCUUCCUGGGACACAGCUACGGCACCAAUUGGGUGGAGUACGACACCAGCGGCUGGCUGAGCUACGUCCGGCAAAAUCCCGCCUCUCAGAACAGCCUGGUCCUCCUCCAGGAAUCCCAAAAGAAGAUCAUCAGCAGCCUCUUCGCAGGCCGAGCAGGGGCCACCACGGUGCUCUCGGGCUCCAUCGCGGGCCUGGAGGGGGGCUCCCAGCUGGCCCUGCGCAGAGCCACCAGCAUGCGCAAGACCUUCACCACGGGGGUGGCUGCGGUGAAGAAGAAGUCCGUGUGCAUCCAGAUCAAGCUGCAGGUGGAUGCCCUGAUCGACACCCUCAAGAAGUCCAAGCUGCAUUUUGUCCACUGCUUCCUGCCCAAGGCCAACGGCUGGAGAGGCGAUGCCAAGGGCCCUUACGCCCAGCGCAUGAGCAGCAGCGAGCUGGAUUUGCACGGGGAGCACUGCGAGGCCGGCCUGAUGCAGCUGGAGGUGCCCCUGCUGAGAGCCCAGAUCCGGGGAUCCCGUCUGCUCGAUGCCCUCCGCAUGUACCGCCAAGGCUAUCCUGACCACAUGGCCUUCGCCGAGUUCCGCCGGCGCUUCGACGUCUUGGCUCCUCACCUGACCAAGAAGCACGGGCGCCAUUACAUCGUCACAGAUGAGAAGAGGGCUGCGGAAGAGCUGCUGCAGUCCCUGGAAUUGGAGCAAAGUUGCUACCAGAUGGGCUUGAGCAGGGUCUUCUUUCGGGCAGGGACCUUGGCUAAACUGGAGGAGCAGCGGGAUAAACAGCUGUGUCGGAGCAUCACCCUGUUCCAGGCCGCCUGCCGGGGCUUCCUCGCACGCCAGCACUUCAAGAAGAGGAAGAUCCAGGACCUGGCCAUCCGCUGCGUUCAGAAGAACAUCAAGAAGAACAAGGGAGUGAAAGGCUGGCCUUGGUGGAAGCUCUUCACCACCGUCCGGCCUCUCAUUGAAGUCCAGCUCACGGAGGACCAGAUCCGGGCCAAAGAUGAAGAAAUCCAGCAGCUGAAGGGCCGGUUGGAGAAGGUGGAGAAAGAGCGGAACGAACUGCGGCUGAGCGGCGACCGCUUGGAGAGCAAGGUCGCAGAACUGACUUCGGAGUUGACGGACGAGAGAAACACAGGAGAAUCGGCUUCCCAGCUUCUGGACGCAGAGACGGCCGAGCGCCUCCGGGCGGAGAAGGAAAUGAAGGACCUGCAGGCCAAGUACGAUGCCCUCAAGAAACAGAUGGACUCCAUGGAGAUGGAAGUGAUGGAAGCUCGCCUGAUGCGAGCGGCCGAGCUCAACGGAGAGAUGGACGAUGACGAUACAGGUGGGGAAUGGCGCCUGAAGUACGAGCGGGCAGCGCGGGAGAUCGACUUCACCAAAAAACGGCUGCAUCAGGAGUUCGAGGACAAACUGGAGGUGGAGCAGCAGAGCAAGCGUCAACUGGAGAGACGGCUGACCGACUUGCAGGCAGACAGCGAGGAGACCCAGCGGGCACUGCAGACCCUCAAGAAGAAAUGCCAGCGGCUGACGGCUGAGCUGCAGGACACCAAGCUGCACCUGGAAGGGCAGCAGGGCCGCAACCACGAGCUGGAGAAGAAGCAGCGCCGAUUUGACGGGGAGCUUUCGCAGGCUCACGAAGAGGCGCAGCGUGAGAAACUCGGGCGUGAGAAACUGGCACGGGAGAAGGACAUGCUGAUCGCGGAGGUCUUCGGCCUCAAGCAGCAGCUGGAGGAGAAGGAGGCCCAGAUCGUGACCUCCACGCAGAAGGUCCAGGGCCUGGAGGCCGAGCUGCAAGACCUCUCCUGCCAGGAGUCCAAGGACGAAGCCUCCCUCGCCAAAGUCCGCAAGCAGCUGCGGGACCUGGAGGCCAAAGCCAAAGACCAGGAGGAGGAGCUGGACGAGCAGGCGGGCACCAUCCAGAUGCUGGAGCAGGCCAAACUCCGCCUGGAGAUGGAGAUGGAGAGAUUGCGACAGACGCACUCCAAGGAAGUGGAGAGCCGCGAUGAAGAAGUGGAGGAGAUCCGUCAGUCGUGCCAGAAGAAGCUGAAGCAGAUGGAGCUGCAGCUGGAGGAGGCCUACGAGGAGCGGCAGAAGGUGCUGCGGGAGAAGAGGGAGCUGGAGAACAAGCUGGUGGCCGUCAGCGACCAGGUCGGCCAGAGGGACGUCGAAGCGGAGAAGCGGCUGCGGAAGGACCUCAAGCGCACCAAGGCCCUCCUGGCCGACGCGCAGGUCAUGCUGGACCACCUGAAGAACAACGCGCCCAGCAAGCGGGAGAUCGCCCAGCUGAAGAACCAGCUGGAAGAGUCGGAGUUCACCUGCUCGGCUGCCGUCAAAGCCCGGAAAUCCAUGGAGGUGGAGAUUGAAGAUUUGCACCUCCAGAUCGAGGAUUUCUCCAAAGCGAAAGGAGCGCUGGAGGAGCAGGUGAGCCGUUUGCAGCGGGAGAAGAACGAGGUGCAGAGCCGGCUGGAGGAAGAUCAGGAGGACCUGAAUGAGCUCAUGAAGAAGCAUAAAGCGGCCGUGGCACAGGCUUCGCGGGACCUGGGCCAGAUCAACGACCUCCAAUCGCAGCUGGAAGAUGCCCAGAAGGAGAAGCAGGAGCUGCAGGAGAAGGUGCAAGGCCUCCAGAGCCAGCUGGAAUUCCUGGAACAGACCAUGGUGGACAAAUCCUUGGUCAGCCGGCAGGAGGCCAAGAUCCGCGAACUGGAGACCCGGCUGGAGUUCGAGAGGACUCAAGUGAAGCGCCUGGAGAGCCUGGCCACUCGGUUGAAAGAGAACAUGGAGAAGCUGACGGAAGAGCGCGACCAGCGGACGGCGGCUGAGAACCGGGAGAAGGAGCAGAACAAGCGACUUCAGCGUCAACUCCGGGACACCAAAGAGGAGAUGGCCGAACUGGCCAAGAAGGAGGCCGAAGCAAGCCGGAAGAAGCACGAACUGGAGAUGGAUCUGGAGAGCUUGGAGGCUGCCAACCAGAGCCUGCAGGCGGACCUGAAGCUGGCCUUCAAGCGGAUCGGGGACCUGCAGGCCGCCAUUGAGGACGAGAUGGACAGUGAGGACAACGAGGACCUCAUCAACAGUUUGCAGGACGUGGUAUCCAAGUACCAGAAACGCAAGAAUAAGCUCGAGGGAGACUCGGACGCUGAUUCGGAGCUGGAGGACCGCGUGGACGGAGUGAAAUCGUGGCUGUCGAAAAACAAGGGCUCUUCCAAGUCGGUCUCUGAGGAUGGCAGUUUGAAGAGUAGCAGCCCCUCCGGCCACUGGAAAGCCUUCGCCUGCGACCGAUCGGACGAGGAGCGCGACUGUUUGGACGGCCCCCACCGGCCCCCCAUUUCCCGGAUCUACUUGAGUGACAGCGACUCGGAGAGCAAGCCAGUGGGCCCCACGGCCUAGAGCCGGCUGCUGGGGCCCGGGGCUCUUUUCCCAGGGACCCUCCCUCUUCGUUCUACGGAUGGCAGAACCUGGCAAGUUUCCCUCCCCCCCCCCACACUCCCGCGAUUGGCUCCUAAACCAGGGUGCCAUUGAAGUGGGGGCGGGGGGUCCCAGGAGACGGCUAUCGCCCAUUGGGGCAAUGGAGGACCCGAGGCUGGCGGUGGGGGGGGCAAGGCCUGGCUUCCCCCUUUGUGGACCUGCGUGUGCCAGAUGGGCUUUGUGCUCCUGCCCGGCUCACCUCCCAUGGCCCCCACCUCUGGCAGGACUGCUCCGGGAAAGGAGGGGGGGGCUGCUGCUCCUCUUCCGUGGUGUCUCUGUGCGUGUGUGUGCCAUGGGUGGGGGGCUCUUUGCUUGUCCUUUGUGUCGCUCCCCUCAAGAACCCUGAAUGGAAAUCCAUCGUGCCCUCCCCCCCCGCACCAAAUUAAGGUUGAACCCAGAAGGGGCUUUUCUGCACAUAAACGCCCAGCCUGUCUCACCUCCCUUUUCCUUUCCUUUCCUUUCCUUUCCUUUCCUUCCUUCCUUCUCUUUCUUUCCCUCCCUCCU
Molecule: messenger RNA, 6867 nt
Organism: Ahaetulla prasina
Lineage: Eukaryota; Metazoa; Chordata; Lepidosauria; Squamata; Colubridae
Gene: MYO18A
Product: myosin XVIIIA
Exons: 40
Coding region: 199-6285 (2028 amino acids)
Cellular component (GO): myosin complex
Molecular function (GO): cytoskeletal motor activity; ATP binding; protein binding
Source: RefSeq, a predicted model, not a curated record